Staurois parvus is the source of this 324-nucleotide messenger RNA. Lineage: Eukaryota; Metazoa; Chordata; Amphibia; Anura; Ranidae. The record is from the annotation of a GenBank genome assembly.
AUGUGCCACUUUCAGGUCUCCUCACACUGCUGGUGGGUUCCAUUUUGUCAUAGGGUGCUGGCAGAUUACGGGCCUCCCAUUGCUGCUGCCAGGCCCGUAAUCUGCCAUGGGCCCCCAUACCGCCUCCUCAUGCUGCUGCCAGGUCCAGAGUCUCUCAUGGGUCCCUGUACGGCCUCCCAUUGCUGCUGUCUCCAUCGCCACACUCUGCCAUGUGCCACUUUCAGGUCUCCUCACACUGCUGGUGGGUUCCAUUUUGUCAUAGGGUGCUGGCAGAUUACGGGCCUCCCAUUGCUGCUGCCAGGCCCGUAAUCUGCCAUGGGCCCC